CCUUGUUUUGAAAUAAUGGUCAUAAAUAAAGAGAGAAAUGUUUGCUUGUUUGUUCUUUUUUCUUUUUUCUUUGGUAAAUGAAAGAAAUGUUUGUUUAAUUUGCCAUUUCUCUGCCGGCUCUUCCAAGUGUUGGCAGUCAGUGCAAUGCAAGUUGGUUUUAUCCGUUGAUAAAUCAAGUUCUUAGAAAAAUUUACUUCUUUGGUUAAAUUUAUUCAUUUAUAUAUAACCUUUUACUAUAUAUACUUUUGUAUUGUUUAUGGAGUCGUAGAUCUAGCUAUAGGAACACAGAGACUGAAGAAGAAGAGAAGGGCAUGGGAACAGUGACAGCCCCAUGGAAACAGCUAGUCUUGGAAGCCAUGGAUUCCAAUGCCCACCUCAAAAACUGAUCUUUAUUUCAGCUUGCAACGGUGGGUUUAAAUGGAAGACCUUCGAAUCGAACCGUUGUUUUCAGGGGAUAUCUAGAUGGUAGUGAUAAGAUAGAAAUCAACACCGAUUCUGGAAGUCACAAGAUUAAAGAGCUGAAGCAUUGUCCAUUUGCUGAGAUAUGUUGGUACUUUGCUGAUUCUUGGGAGCAAUUCCGGAUUAAAGGAACAAUUGAAAUCAUUGAUGAAUCAAGUCCUGAUCCUGUUAACCUUCAGCAAAGAGAGAAAUCUUGGUUUGCCAGAUCUCCCAGAACCAAAAUGCUGUUUUUAGAUCCUGAUCACUCAUACCUAGAAGAAGAACCACCAAAAGAUGCAUUUCCAGAGCUUUGUGGAGGUCCAGUUGCUGCAUAUUGUAUUCUGGUUCUACAUCCAGAGCAGGUUGAUUACAUGAAUGGGAAGGCAAGUCUUUACACUCAAUCAAAAUGCUAAUGGGGACAAGUGCUGGACUUGAAAGUUUAUGGAUUUCUUAGAAUAA
This is a messenger RNA of Ziziphus jujuba (common jujube), 897 nucleotides long. Its product is annotated as pyridoxine/pyridoxamine 5'-phosphate oxidase 2. NCBI's taxonomy places the organism in Eukaryota, Viridiplantae, Streptophyta, Magnoliopsida, Rosales, Rhamnaceae. Gene Ontology annotation, molecular function: pyridoxamine phosphate oxidase activity; FMN binding. The transcript has 7 exons. The record is from RefSeq and is a predicted model, not a curated record. Gene Ontology annotation, biological process: pyridoxine biosynthetic process.